AUGGACAGCCCAACAAGAGAGAACAGCAUCUUUGUUCACGAUGUGAUCAUAAUAGGCGCUGGCCCCUGCGGCCUCGCAGUUGCUGCUCGUCUAUGCGAGCACACUCCCUCUGCAAUCUUCACUGACGAGGAGCACCAGCGCUACCAUUGGAUUCGGAAGCACGGCGCAAGCAUGAGCAUCAAGAACUGGAAGAACGGCCAGGUCACGCAGGCUGCUCCCCGACUCGGGCGACGAUACUCCACCUUGGUGCUUGAUGGGUCCGGCGACCAAUGGCUGAGCCGGUGGAACAGGUUGUUCAAAACCUUCGAGAUCACAAACUUGCGCAGUCCCAUGUUCUGGCAUGUCGACCCCUGCGACAGAGAUGGAUUGCUGGCAUACACUUACGAACAGCGCCGGGAGAAUGAGCUCAUCGAGAUCAGAGAGUGCGUGGGCAAGGAGGUUAGCAAACACCUCAGGAAGAAGAGGACCAAGUCUCGCAAAGCCCACUCCGAAGUCGAAGUUGAUGAACGUGAUCGCAAAGACUACUUCAGACCUUCGCGCCUUCUAUUUGCCGAGCACUGCGAAUGCAUAGCCGAUCGGUACGGCCUUCGCGAUGGUCUGAUCAAGCAGGAGCAAGUCCAGGAUAUUGAGUACGGCUGCGUUCGCGACGUCUCAGACGUGGACAAGAUUUUCACGCUUCGCACGAACAAUGGGGCGUACCAUGCCAGGACAGUCGUUCUUGCAGUGGGGCCUGCCAAUGCCCCGAGCCUCCCGAACAUCGACCCUAAGCAGGGCUGCCCGCAGAUGUGCCACGCCAUGCAGAUCCAGCAGUUCCCCGACCCUAUUGUCUCAGCCAAGUUGAAGGCCAAGAAAGAGACCAAUGUGUUGGUCGUUGGUGGGGGCCUGACCUCCGCUCAGGUUUCAGACAUGGCGGUUCGAAAGGGUGUCACAAAAGUGUGGCAUUUGAUGCGAAGUGGAUGCAAGGUUAAGCCGUUCGACGUGGACUUGGCCUGGAUGGGAAAGUUCAGGAACAUUGAACAAGCAAUCUUCUGGUCUGCAGACACAGAUGAGGAACGUCUUGAGCAGAUCAAAGCGGCUCGCGGAGGAGGCAGCAUCACGCCGCCGUUCCACAAGAUUCUCAAACAGCACAUGGCUCGCGGGCGUGUCGCGCUUCACACACAUACAGUGAUCAAGAGCAAGUCGUAUGAUGCUUCGACUCAGACAUGGAUGGUCAAUACGGACCCUCCGAUUCCUGAACUCCCACCGAUCGACUACAUUUACUUCUCCACAGGCAUCCAGACAGACUUCCAAACCCUACCCUGCCUUCAGUCGAUGAACAGGGACUAUCCUAUCCACGGGCAUGGAGGAUUACCGUGCCUGAAUGAUGACCUCAUGUGGAAGGAUGACGUGCCGCUGUUCGUCACUGGCAGGUUGGCUGGCCUGCGACUCGGCCCGGCUGCAGGCAACCUUGGGGGAGCUCGCACCGGAGCAGAGAGGAUUGCCUGGAGUAUUGAGGAUGUGCUGGCGAAGAGUCGUGAGGUUGUGGAGGAGAAUGAUGAGGAUUUCGACUAUGUCACCGCGCGAGGCAACCGGUACACCAGCUUGAGCGCUGUGGACAUCGACGAGUAG
Molecule: messenger RNA, 1608 nt
Organism: Diplodia corticola
Lineage: Eukaryota; Fungi; Ascomycota; Dothideomycetes; Botryosphaeriales; Botryosphaeriaceae
Product: fad binding domain protein
Exons: 3
Coding region: 1-1608 (535 amino acids)
Source: RefSeq, a predicted model, not a curated record